AUUUACAGCCUACUAAUCUAGCUUACCCUUUGAACUUCGAGGAUACAAAAGUAGGUAUUGGUUUUCGCGUGAUCACAUAAUUAGUCUCCACUCAGCCUAGUCACUAAGAGAACUUAACUGUUAUGCGUCGUCACAUGCAAGGGGGCAGAGAGAAGCAUCAGCCUUAUGCGAGUAGGCCGCAUGGCUGUCUAGGUAUUCAUUAUCAGUGUUUGCAUACGGGUGGAAAAGAAAUCUACGAGCAGAGUCUGUAAUUUUCAUGUAAACUAUCGAUUUAGAGAUUCGAGAUCCUGACUCGAGAUGCAACUCGAAAUCCAACUCGAAGAAUAGGCAUUCUCGGAACGUUCUUGCUUCAAACAUGAAAAAUAGACUCCAAUGAAAAUGAACUAAUAACUAUUCGCUUGGCUUGCUGUUUCGACUGAAUUCACACGUAAUUACGUUAAACGAGCUAAACAGGACAAGAGAGAUUGAUUGAUUGCACCAUGUUUCAAGCGUAUGCCCGGGGGUGACUCCCGGGUGUUUUAAGGCUCAAUUUCCACCGGUUUCUCGAUUCCACUCUAUUAUUGCGGGCUCCUUUCCUGAAUAGCGGCUUGUAAGCGAGCCUAUUCAGUUUUAAGUGGUAUCUUUUAGGGGUCAAAUAAUUAAAGCUCGAGCUAUUAGUCUCCUUUCGGGGUUGAACGAGCAUACCUGACCUUUCUACAUUGGAGUACCCCCCUCCCCACCGGGAGUAUAUGAUUCAGCAACUUGCAUCGACGCAUUGAGAAAUAAAUACAUUUGUUAGCAGAGCUUGGUUGCCUUGUUCCCUGAGAAAGCCUUUCUGAAAAUGUCAAAUGUGGAUUUGCUAAGCGCUGGGUUCACAGCAAUCUUUGGUGAACACUGGCAAAGACCGCCGAGAAAUGGGGAAUUGAUUUCUAUCCACGAACUUUUCUCCAAGACAUAUAUUAUGGGGCGACCGUUGGAGUCAGUCGACCCUCGUCAACUGUUCGACUUGUCUCUUAAGUCUCUUACCGGAAAAGUUAUAACUCUUGCAGUGGCUGAGGUGUACACAAUUGCUCAAGUCAAAGUUGCCAUCAACAAGAGUUUGAAUGAAUCCACCCCUAUAUCAAGGAUAUGUCUGAUUGACAACAAAACAGGGACGCCGCUAAAUGAUGACAUGUUAACUUUGGGCGACUAUGGAAUCAAAAGUCAUGGUGCGUGUCUGCACAUGGUAUUGAAGUUACGUGGAGGAGGCGACGUUUGCACGACCUGCGGUACUGCACGUCCCUUCAGGCUAAAUUCAGACGACCUUGAUCCCAAAUACGAUUUCGAUUUCAGUAACCUGAAAGAUGACGGCGAGACAUACAUGAGAGGAGGAUUCGUGUACCGUCGGCCGUACGGUUGGAAAAGAUUAGCGAUUAAAGUUGCUGGCAAGUACGAAAACGACGACUGGCUUGGCCCAGAUGGCAUACGCACCGCACAAGCGACAGGAGAAUGGCCCGUGUCUUACCAUGGUACGGAUAUCAUGCGUGCUAACCAGAUUGCAAAGGUGGGCUUUACACCUGGGCCGAGAGCUUUGUUUGGUAAAGGCAUCUACACGAGCCCCAGUCUUGAAAUGGUUGAAAAGCUUUAUGCGCACGAGUUCACGCAUGAGGGAAAAUCUUACAAAAUUGUUUUGCAGAAUCGUGUUAAUCCCAAUGGCCUUCAAGUCAUCCCUGCCUCACAGACAGGAGUUGGAGCUGAUUAUUGGUUGUCGCAAAGUGGAGACGAUGUUCGUGCAUAUGGUGUCCUUACCCGCGAGGUUAAAAAAUUUGACGAGUCACUGAAGGAGGCAUGGGUCUAACUUGAACUAUGUUACUGAUAAUAAUAACUCAUGUGUUUUACCUUAGCUAGCUCCAAACGAGAACAGAGAGACUCUUUAUAUAUUAGUCUAAGUUCGUCUUAUGAAUAUCUCCUACAAGGUAAUUGCAUGCUACUAACGGCUAAAUCUUGGCUUUUCUUUGGGUGUGUUUUUCUGAAUCCGUACUAUACCGGACGCAGACAGCUCAGGUUUCAGCUGUUUUCGAAUAGCUUCAUAUCAAGUCGACCUCGACCCAGUCUUAUCUCACUGCUAUAUAUUCAGCGCUGUUGAUGCCCGCAUCCUCGGAUAGAAACCUCAAACGUACGUCCCGUCUAAAAUAUUUUUGCUUUCUCAUAUAUUCUAUAUCAAAUAGAAGGAGGCUAGAAGAUGAUAUUCCUGUGGUUUCUGAGAAAAUAAUACACUUUCGAGGACUAAAAGCCAGAACUGCUAAAGGGCCUGCUAAAUGCACUCAAGUUUGGCUCGUGCGUCCGCCAGCAGUUUUUCUAGACCUCAAGCGCGCAUUAUUUUGUUAUAACAGUAAAUGCAAAUGUAAUGAUAUUUAAAAACACAUUACUGGUUUUCGUUAUAUUUGUUUUGCUCGUUUCGAGAUCUUUUGUUUAUGAAGGGUUUGCACCUUUGAACAUCUUCGAGAUUUUGCAAACUUGAAUACUGCUAAAAUCAAUUUAGUUUGACUGAAUUGGCGAAGGUAACAUGUUAAAAAUAAAGAUUAAACUGCCGUUAUAAAUCAUGUUCCUCGUGUUUUUAUAUCUCAUCAGUAUUCAGGAAGCACAUUUAGUUCAUUAUUUCACCCAUUCUUGGCCAUGAUUUUUCUCCGACAGAGGUUUUGUGACACAGUUCACAGC
Molecule: messenger RNA, 2676 nt
Organism: Orbicella faveolata
Lineage: Eukaryota; Metazoa; Cnidaria; Anthozoa; Scleractinia; Merulinidae
Molecular function (GO): protein binding
Source: RefSeq, a predicted model, not a curated record